Molecule: messenger RNA, 2292 nt
Organism: Chenopodium quinoa (quinoa)
Lineage: Eukaryota; Viridiplantae; Streptophyta; Magnoliopsida; Caryophyllales; Amaranthaceae
Product: alkaline phosphatase D-like
Exons: 9
Coding region: 155-1555 (466 amino acids)
Source: RefSeq, a predicted model, not a curated record
UGUCAGCAGAAUCACCUUUGGGAGACAUUUAUUUUACUCUUUCACUCUUUGGAGUUUGGACUAGUAAAAAAGAGGAAUUACUCCCGAGUAAAAUUGAACUCUGUUCUGAAAAUGAAGCAAGUUUAAACGGUGAUACAGAGCUACACCUUGAAAAAUGAAAAUGGUGGAUUUCCGAUUAUGCAGGCGGUUUGAGGGGGCGGUGAUCCUCCUCAACAUCAUUUGCUGCUUCUUUUUCACCGGCGCCGCCGCCAACAUCGACGCUCAUUCUCCCGUAACUCAAAUUGCUUUCGGAUCAUGCUCCAAUCAAACCAAUCCUCAGUAUGGAAUGCAGAUUAUAUGGAAUGCAAUCAAUGAUUUCAAUCCCCAGUUAUUCAUUUGGCUUGGUGAUAAUAUUUAUGGUGAUAAUAAACGCCCUUUUCGAUUAUUUGGUAAGCAACGCACUUUUGGGCCUUGGAAAAAUCUUCCCAGAUUUUAUCCUUCUUCUCAACUUGAAAUGCAAUCUAAGUUUAACUUGGCUAAGACCCAUCCUGCCUACUCUCGUCUUCGUAACCGUUCUAAGGUUAUUGGAACAUGGGAUGAUCAUGAUUAUGGAUUGAAUGAUGCUGGUAAAGAGUUCACUGGCAAGGACAUCAAUCAGAAGCUGCUGCUUGAUUUUUUAGAUGAGCCUGUGGAUAGUCCCAGGAGAAAGCAAGCUGGUGUUUAUACGUCAUACACAUAUGGCCCUAUUGGUAAGCAAAUUAAGGUCAUUCUUCUUGACACUAGAUACUUUAGAGAUCCUAUAUCAAGUGGUGGAAGUGUUUUGGGAAGCUCACAAUGGGAAUGGUUGGAGAAACAACUUCAUGGUCCACCAACAGCCAUUACUAUUAUUGGCUCUUCUGUACAGGUCUUAUCAAAUCAUUCAGCUGUUACAAGUCCUUUCUUUUCUGUCGAGGGUUGGGGACGUUUUCCUCAAGAGAGGAAACGGCUCUUUCAGUUGAUAAAUGAUAGUAAGAGGGAUGGUGUUUUAUUCAUCAGUGGAGAUGUCCAUUUUGCGGAAAUUACACGAUAUGACUGUGCUACUGGAUAUCCAUUGUAUGACAUUACUUCUAGUGGGCUGACACAAUCUAUUGAGGGGGUAGUCCCACCAUCACUGCGUUUCUUAGUGAGACUGAUGGCGUGGUGCUUACCAACUACUGGAAGAGUUAUGGAGCAAAAUUGCAGAUACAAAUCAUGUGUUUAUGGGCAACCUAAUUUCGGUGUCAUUGAGAUACAAUGGAGAUCUGAUCCAGUGAUUAUAAAAGUUGAAGUUAGAGAUAUUAAUGGGUCACCGGUAAUUAGUAAGAAGAUCCCGUUAUCUGAUAUUCAAGAUGGAAACAUAGAACUAGCUGCCUCUGACAAUAAAGCCUCGAGGAAGAAAUAUUGCUCUCUUGAAGUUGAUCUGCCAUGGAUUGUCCGAUACCGCUUGGCCAUUUUUGUAUUCAGUGCUUUAUCUGUUUGCCUUCUUGCAAUUUUUGGACUGGCUUUUUCAGCAAUAAUUCUCAGCAGCAGAUGGCUUCGUAAAUGCAAGCAUGAUUGACCAUGUUUCAGCUGGUGACACAUUGAUGGAUAUUAUUUACAUGCAAUGUAUGGGUUACCUGGAUGAUUUAGCAAUCAUUUCUGGAAUUCUGUCUGCUCUGCUCUUUCUACUCACUUCUCAGGUUUGUUGCUAGGUCAAAUGUCUCAAUUAUUACCCUGGGAGCCUGGAGGUGGACAGGUUCCAAUUAAUGGGGUGUAAAGUGGUUUUUAAUUUUCAAUGGCGGGUAGUCAGCUAGUCGCUUUUAUCUGUAUUUAUUUCGGUAUCAUUUUAUGGAGUGAGGCUUCUGUCUACUCCACUGAGAUAAAGGAUCCCCUCGUUCAAGUUGUAUCCGGCUGGUCUGCUAGGGGAUGGAGCAGUUAGCAAAUGCAUAUUGCUUAUGAAAUUCUUCAAUGUACAAUGAAUAUCCUUGACUCCAUGUUUAACAUGAUGAGCAGUUUGAUAUGAUGUGGAUUUAACAGUCUGACUCUCAAGUUAAUUUUGCUACAAAAUUUUCUGUAGCAGAUGCGCAGUAUGAUAAGCCUAGAUAAGGCAUAGCAUUCUAGUACUAUACUCUUUAUAGUCUUAAGUACAUAUUGUACGAAAAAUGGUUGUUUAUUACAACCCUCCUGUAAUCUCAUAUUGUACGAAAAAUGGUUGUUUAAUACAACCCUCCUGUAAUCUUUGAUGAUGUAAUCUAACCUUAAUAAUUAUCUAUGGAGGCUGCAUAGUCGUCAGCUGUGAUGGUGCCAAUUAUGUUC